Gossypium arboreum is the source of this 707-nucleotide messenger RNA. Its product is annotated as small polypeptide DEVIL 13-like. Gene Ontology annotation, biological process: negative regulation of cell population proliferation. Bases 200 to 523 code for a protein of 107 amino acids. Lineage: Eukaryota; Viridiplantae; Streptophyta; Magnoliopsida; Malvales; Malvaceae. The record is from RefSeq and is a predicted model, not a curated record. The transcript has a single exon.
UACAACAUAUAGCCCCACUACUGUCUGCAGCCCUGAGAAUCCUUCUCAGUCAAAUCUCAUUCUAAACUUCUCUUUUUCUUUCUUCAUCUCUCCCCACGCGCAGACAAAGAGGUUAUCAAGUUUUAAGUUAAAGAGAUCACACUCUGAGGUGAGGUGAGAGCUCCAUUAUCUCUAGUGUUGAAGCUUCCAAGCUUAUUACAUGGAUGAGAAGUGGAAGCUAUCUAAGAAGGAAGCUUCGGGUACCCAUUGUUCAAGUUCUUCAAAGUUCUCACUUCCAAGGAGUUUUUCAACAAAGAGUAUUUCUUCCAAGUCUCCUCUUCUUAGGAGUUCUUCACAGAAGAACUCAUGUUCCUCUUCAUCAUCUUCAUCAUCAUCUAAAUGUGCACUACCAAGAAGUUAUUCACAAAAGACUUCCAUUUCCCGUAAAUGCAGUAGCUUAGCCAAGGAGCAGAAGGCAAGGUUCUACAUUAUGAGGCGGUGUGUUGCCAUGCUUGUUUGCUGGCAUAAACAUGGAGAUUCUUGAAGGAAAACAAAAGAGAUCAAUGGAGAUACGAUCAUAUAUAGAUCAGUAGGGAAUUAAGGUUCCUUCCCCUUUUCUCCACUCGUUUAUGCAGGAUGGGUUCUUUGGAUUUGUUUGUCUUGAACUCAUGGAUUUUUACAUCCAUUGCAUCAAGAACAAAUAAAUGUCACCGAGUUUUUCUUGCUUA